AAGAGCGGGGAGUGGGAGAAAACAGGGGGAAUAACACUUAAAGAAAGCAUACAGGGGAGAGGAAGGACAGUACCUAGUGAUUUGGACAUCCCCUCCUUUCUUCUCUCAGGCUGUCACAGCAGAUUGGACUCCGAAGGACCGACACCGCGUCCACCCCAGACCCCAUGGGGUAACAGCAGACGUUUGGAGGAGAGGCUUUUGUUCAGCUACACAGAUGAACAACAGGAAGGAGGACAUGGAGAUCUCCUCUCACUACCGUCAGCUCCUCAGAGAGCUCAAUGAGCAGAGGCAGCACGGCAUCCUCUGCGACGCUUGUGUCAUCGUGGAUGGAAAGAUCUUCAAGGCCCACAAGAACGUCCUCCUGGGCUCCUCACGCUACUUCAAGACUCUUUACUGCCAGGUUAAAAAAGGGGCAGAGCCUCACCACCAGACUACUGUCACUCACCUGGACAUCGUCACGGCGACAGGCUUCAAAGCCAUACUGGACUUCAUGUACUCUGCUCACCUCGCCCUCACCAGUAAGAACGUGAUCGAGGUCAUGUCCGCCGCCAGCUACCUGCAGAUGACGGACAUUGUCCAGGCCUGCCACAGCUUCAUCAAGGCGGCGCUGGACAUCAGCAUCCGCUCCGAGAUGGCCGACGAACUGGCCGACUUUGAGAUGGGAGCUGUUGCUGCGGCUGGCAUAGGCGGAGGUGGGGGAGGUGGAGGAGGAGGAGUGGGUAUAGCGGGAGCAGGGGGUGGUGUGGGAGCAGGUUUAGGAGGAGGAGGAGGAGGAGGGAUCGUGGGCAUGGCUUCUGAAGCCCUGGCCUCCAUCAUGUCUGGUCGCAGCACCUCCCCUUGGCUGGCGCGCCGCACCAGCCCAGCCAACUCUUCUGGGGAUUCGGCCAUCGCCAGCUGCCACGAGGGAGGCAGCACGUAUGGCAAGGAGGACCAAGAACCCCCCAAGAGCCACGAGAGCCAGGAGGAAGCCUGCCACGACUCGCAGCCUGCCUGGCCACACGACUACAGGCCUGUCACUGUCAAAGAGGAACAGGUGUCCCCCGCCUCCUCCUCUCAUCCCCGGGACACUCCGAGGGGGGCGGCCCAGAGCCAGGGGGAGCCAGGGGCGGGAGGUGCUGCUGGAGCAGGUGGAGAGGGGUCCUGGCAACCCCUGUCAGGGUCAGGGCGAAGGAAGAACAGGAAGAACAAGGACACUGUCAGGCAUAUUACCCAGCAGGCUGAGAGGAACUGGGACAGAGAGCGGGACAGGGAGAGAGACCGGGACAGUAGGCCUGGGUCUCCUCUGCCCUCCAUGCUGGCAGUGGCUGGAUGGAACUACAACGGACAGGACAUCCCAGGGGCAGACGUGACCGAACCCAACAGCUCAGACAGCCGCGGCGAGCGCCUCGACUUCUUCCUCAAGCAGGAAGAGCCUCUGACCACAGAACCCAGCUACCUAGGUCCCAACGAAUCGGAGGAGGCCGGGGGAGGAGGCGGCGGCGGAACCAUCUCAUCUGUAGCCAAUCUGAAGGCGGCGCUGAUGAGUAAGAACAGCCUGCUGUCUCUGCGGGCUGAGAUGAUGGGAGAUGAUAACCCCUUGCUGUUUGAGUACCUGCCCAAAGGAGGACACUCCCUGUCUUUGAAUGACUUCACAGUGAUCCGUAAAAAGUUCAAGUGCCCCUACUGCAGUUUCUCUGCUAUGCACCAGUGCAUCCUAAAGAGGCACAUGCGGUCCCACACCGGCGAGAGGCCCUACCCCUGUGAAAUCUGUGGCAAGAAGUUCACCAGAAGGGAGCACAUGAAGCGGCACACGCUGGUCCACAGCAAAGACAAGAAGUAUGUGUGUAAAGUGUGCAGCCGAGUCUUCAUGUCAGCAGCCAGCGUGGGAAUCAAACACGGCUCGCGGCGCCACGGCGUCUGCGCCGACUGCUCCGGCCGAGGCAUGGCCGCCCUGCUGGACCACAACGGGGAAGUGGGAGGAGACAUCUCUCCGGAGGAGGAGCUGUACCCCGGCGACCGUUUCCACGACGACCAAGCGGAGUGCGACGGCGACGGCGAGGGGGAGGAGGAGAUGAUGGUGGAAGGAGACGGGGAGAUGAUGGGAGAAGGGGAGGAGGAAGGAGGGAAGUGGAAGGACUCGGGGAUGACCGCCGAGGCACACGGAGCACUGGACAAUGAGAAGGAGGAGAGCGACUCCUCGGCACAGGAGGGGGAGCAGCAGAACGGGAGCGAGAGGGACUUCGCCUGGAUCUCCUAGAAUCUGUCAGGCUCCCGUUAGCGGCUCUUCGACCAAUCUCUGAAGAUCUCCUGCGAUCUCUCGGGCAGAAUCCUCUGCUCUCUUUACCCAUUCGUCCCACCGUGGGCAGGCCUUCCUUUGAAUGGAAAUGCUGUAGGGUGACGCGCGACAAUGAUCUAAAACCAUUACGAGUCAAACGCACACACACACAAACACACACAUACACACACACUUAGGCUAUUCUCAACCUUGACUGCCAUAGUAGAAGAAGAGUGGUCAGGAGAUGGCUCGAGUGCAAGGCUUUUUCUGCUUACCUCCUUUACUUCUGAUGCAGUGUUUUUGUGUUUCUUUUUCUUGAGGGUUCAGGCCAGAGUCCAGUAGUUUUCUACUCUGUCACAACAGGAAUCAACGAGGACGCUGCCAAGGACAUGGCCAAUGCUAGACUGCAACUUUGUAUGUUUGCCAUCACAAUCACCAUGGAAACCAAGGAUCACUGACAGAGUAGGGAAAAAGCCAGGAGGGGGUGGGUGGGGGGUGUCUUAGUCCCACCUCGGCUGUAAUGUUUCUGGGGAAAGUGUCUCUCUAUGAGUGAAGGGAGAGUCUAAAUCUAUUGCAAAGCUACGUGUGUCGGAGGACCGGGCAGCCCCAUGGCACAUUGUCAAUGCAGAGUCCUACUGCCACAGACUUGCACUUUAAUGACAACUGACUCCUAUCGAAGCCCUGAACCCGUGGUUUACAUUUUUGAUCUGAUCUUUACUUACCUAAACAACUCGGUGACCGCACCUACCUUUAAGGAUAUACUUUAUGUCCUCUUGACUGUUAUCACGAUAUAGAAAUCACUGAAUCUUUGUGCAGAUUGCUGUUUAUAUAGCCUAUGCCCUUUCAGUGGGGUCCUUAAUCUUUCCUUCACUUAAGUUUACCACAUGGUUUCUAUCAAUUCAUUCCAACAAAUACUGGAGAUUUGACAAAUGUACAUAAGAUUUUUUUUUUUUUUUUUAAAUCUAAAAGGGGAGUGUGUGUGAGACAGAGAGAGAUAGAGAGAGUGUAUGUCAGAGUUUAUACACAACGUGGACAUCAGUUUGGGCUCCAGCAUUGGAUACACAUGACCUACACUUUAACUCUUUCUGUCUCUCUCUCGCUGCCUUUGGUUGAGUUUCUCUCACAGUGGAGGUUGUGAUAAUAGGACCUGAGAGCCAAGUCUCUCACAUCGAAGGAGGAGCUGCCUUUGUUUCGAAAACUGUCUUCUUUUUUCUUUUUUGUCUUUUUUUUCCAGUCAUGUAAUUCCAGUUUCUCAAUACAGAAUAUGCAGCCUCUUUCCAUGGUUUAUCUUUCUUUUGGUGAUAUAUUUUCUCUGGCUUUGUAAGGAUAAAAGAAGAGGAUCAAAAUUGUGCUUGAAAUUUCCGAGUUUGAUAUUCGUAGAGAGUGUAAUAUUAAUUUGUUUUGUUUUACAGCUAUUUAUUGAAAAACCUGUUUGUGGAUUUCCAAUUUUUUUGAGGAGUCAUUCCCUUUCUCUCUCUCUCUCUCUCUCUUUCUCUCUCUCUCUCUCUCUCUCUCUCUCUCUCUGUGUUGGGUGGAACAGGAUGUUUGUAUGCAAGAAUGUUUGAGUGUCCAGUGUCCAAAAAAAAAGUCUAUAUUGAUUUCUUAAGAUUAUUUCCAUGUUUUCGGCGAUGUUAUUGACAAUUCAAGUGAGGCAGAUGACAUGUCUUAUUAUUAUGAUUAUCAGAACAAUGAUUAUUGUUGUUGAUGUUACUAUUAUUAAUUAUUAUUAAGUGCUGGAUGCUAAGCUUUAUUGUGUGUUCUUUUUUUGAUAUUUUAUAUCUUGUAUAAGAAAAAAGCUUUUAUACUUUGCCUUGUUGUGGACAGCAAGCCAUAAGGCUUUUAUCAACCUUUUAUUGUGCCAGUUUACGCUUUUUCUGUCGUAUUUGCUUUUUUACCAAGGGGGAAAAACAACUUCACUGUCAAACUUCUCUGUUAGAUAUUGAUUGAAACAUAUAUUCAGCACACGCUUUUGCAUCACUAAUGUACACUAAUUGAUUAAUAUCGAACCAAAAACAAUCUAGUACCUUGUAUACAUGAAGUGCUUUUGUUUCACAGUCUGUGUGUGCAGGUGCUUUUUUGGAUUUAUUGUCGUGGUUAACAGUUUUGUUGUUGGGUUGUUUUUAUUUUUUGAACCUGUCACUAUUUGUCACAGUUUGAAAAAGUGCACAUGUUAUGGUAUUAUUGUGAAUAUGAAGAAGGGCUGUGUGAAAGGACCGGCUAGCUUUUGAAGAUCGCAUCUUAAAACCAAGCUGAUUAUAAUUUUAUUUUUUCUAGUUUCUACUGUCUCACGCCUCGCAUGACACACAAUCAAGUAGAAAUGCAGCAUGCAGACAAAACGCUCCUCUCAGACAGUGUUGAUGUACAUGCUUUGUUUCUAUCUCUGCCAGUGUUUUACUGGCUUGAAUCAUGAAAAAAAAAAAAAAAAAAAAGGGAAAGUGAGUGCUUCAGUAGUAACUCUGGGAAACACUUUGUUGCCUGUCUGCUACAGGUGCCAUGGACUGCACUUCCCAUUAACUCCCACUGAAAAACUCUCAAUUUGAUUUGUGAUGCUUUCUUCAUGUCUGGCAACUGUCUUUAUUUUAUUUGUAUUAUUUAUUGUGUUCGACCCAUUUAUCAGACUUUUUGGGUAGAAAAAAAAGAAAGAAAGACAAUGGGGUAGGAUUUUAAUGAAUGUCAAUGGUGGGUGUGGAAGGAGCCCGUGAUCGGCGACAAAUCUCUGUCCUGUGGUGCUGUUGUGGCCACUGAGAGACAUCUGGAUGUAUGUGUGACUCCCCGGCCCUGCGCUCUUCUCACGACCUGUACUGUAUGUCUUCUUCCUCAUACUGGGUUGUACUUCAGGAAAACGUCUGCCAUCAACCCCUCAAUAUGUGCCUCAAUGACAUUUCACCCGUGUGUUUGUGAGAGUGUCUGUUUCCGAGAGAUGGAUAUGUGUUUGUGUCGACGGAUAGAGAUUACUAAGAUGCGACUGAUCGGAUUAGAGGUGCAAAAUGUUUGAUAAAAACUUCAAAGAGACAAAUCAUGAUGGGCGACUAGAUUCUCCUUCCCACCGUGUGUUGAUGACCUUCUGUGCCCUGAUUCUGUGGUCUUAACUGCAUGCCUGUGCUCAUUUUGUCAUACCAAAGCGACGUCUUCGGCAUCUGCACACAACUGUCUCAUUCCACACGAUGCAAAACUGGAACUGUUUGCUCUAUUGCAGAUGAAUAUGGGUAUUCUUAGACGUGUACAAAUUGCAAUCCUCAUUUAGCCUGUAUAGCUUGAUUCACACGUGCAAAUCAUGAAGCCAUAGAUAUGGGUAUAUCUAUAUUAUACUAUAUUUCAAAAUUGGCGCUUUUUACUUUAGAUUUUGUUCUUCUACUAAGAGUGAUGUGUGUAUACCUUCAUAUAUAUGAAUUUAUAUUACUAUUAUAUAUUAUUUAUUUUCUCUCAAGUUUCAGAGGGUCUUUGAUUUGUAAAAGGUCGCACUUGAAGCUUGAGGUUUGUUUAUUUUCAUUGGGAAUAUUGUUCAAUAUGAUACUGACUUUAUAUUGAUGAUUAUCAUAAACCUGUGUUUGUAACAAAAUGUGUUAAAUAAUCAAAAAAACCUGUCCUGUUUUUACACCUGUUUCGUUUCGGGCAGAUUGAAGUGCUCUUGUGCAGAUAUUUUUUCGGUUGAUAGUACUGAUCACAAAACAUUUUUACAGCCAACCAUGAGCCUCCUGUUUUGAUGUUGGGGCUGGCCCAGCGGCCGUCCAAGCCUCUUUUUAACUUCAUGUUUAGUGGAAGAAUUAGCUUGACUAUUAUUUGCAAAAACCAAUCAGUCUCAAUAAAUUUUGAAAUUGCUGCUGUGAAGAAGUGA
Centropristis striata (black sea bass) is the source of this 6089-nucleotide messenger RNA. RefSeq names its product zinc finger and BTB domain containing 46 (gene zbtb46). Gene Ontology annotation, biological process: regulation of transcription by RNA polymerase II. The record is from RefSeq and is a predicted model, not a curated record. The transcript is spliced from 6 exons. Lineage: Eukaryota; Metazoa; Chordata; Actinopteri; Perciformes; Serranidae. The coding region runs from base 215 to 2236 and encodes 673 amino acids. Gene Ontology annotation, molecular function: protein binding; RNA polymerase II cis-regulatory region sequence-specific DNA binding; DNA-binding transcription factor activity, RNA polymerase II-specific.